This is a messenger RNA of Calidris pugnax (ruff), 8831 nucleotides long. RefSeq names its product extracellular leucine-rich repeat and fibronectin type III domain containing 2 (gene ELFN2). Gene Ontology annotation, molecular function: protein binding. The transcript has a single exon. Lineage: Eukaryota; Metazoa; Chordata; Aves; Charadriiformes; Scolopacidae. The record is from RefSeq and is a predicted model, not a curated record. Gene Ontology annotation, cellular component: plasma membrane. Bases 367 to 2793 code for a protein of 808 amino acids.
AGGUGGGCAAGUUGGAAAAGGUGGGCAAGUUGCUCAGGAGCAUCAGAGAAGAUUUGUUAUCCUCGGUCUGAAUUUUUGUUUAGAAAAGAAGCACAAGGUAGUUCCUUUCCAGACCAAUCAUCUGUGGUCCUAAUUUUUGAGUGUGCUGGAAGCAGAUUGCACGUGUCCCCCCUGCUCCAUGCUCCUGGCUUGACCCAGAGGGCAAGAAGAAAUAAUGGUGACGACACCUAAUAGGACUGGGGUACUCAUGCCCUUUCGUUGCUAGACCCCCAGUUACUGCCCCUUUCUCUUCCCUCUGCCCCUUAGUUUCCCUUUGCCGUGGUCCUGAAAUUUGGGGUUGUUUUUGUUGGGUUUUUUUCUGUCCUGAUGAGGGCACCAUUGCAGACCAUGAUGUGCCUGGGGUUGUGGGCAGCUGCCCUGCUCUGCUUGUUUUCCCCUGGCACCGUGCGAGGUGACUGCUGGCUGAUUGAGGGGGACAAAGGCUAUGUGUGGCUGGCCAUCUGCAGCCAGAACCAGCCCCCGUAUGAGACCAUCCCCCAGCACAUCAACAGCACGGUGCAUGACUUGCGUCUCAACGAGAAUAAGCUCAAAGUGGUGCUGUACUCCUCCCUCAACCGCUUCGGCAACCUGACUGAUUUGAAUCUGACCAAGAAUGAGAUCUCCUACAUUGAGGAUGGGGCUUUCAUGGGCCAGUCAAACCUCCAGGUCUUACAGCUGGGUUACAACAAACUCACCAACCUAACAGAGGGCAUGUUGCGGGGCAUGGCUCGUCUCCAGUUCCUCUUUGUGCAGCACAACCUAAUUGAACUGGUCACCCCGACUGCCUUCUCCGAGUGCCCCAGCUUGAUCAGCAUUGACCUGUCAUCUAACCGUCUCAGCCGUCUGGAGGGGAACACUUUCACCAGCUUGAGCAAUUUGAUGGUGUGUGAGCUGGCUGGCAACCCCUUCAACUGCGACUGUAGCCUCUACAGCUUUCUUAACUGGCUGGCAGUCUUCAACAAUGUCACCAAGAACUAUGACCGGCUCCAGUGUGAGACUCCUCGGGAGUUUGCUGGGUACCCACUCCUGGUACCUCGGCCUCACCACAACCGCAAUGCCAUCACCAUCUUCCAGUCCAUGUGCAGAGGUGGCACCAUCCCCUCCCUUUCCAGGGUCAACCCCACCCCUUAUACCCCUGACUCCCAGCGAGACCUGGAUGAGGGCUCAGCCAUCAGUCCUGGAGACUUCCUCUCAGUCAAGCCUCCAGCCUCCUCCACUACUGACUCCUCCUUCAGUCCCAGCAUCAAGCUCCAUGAUGUCACCAUCACCUCAGCCAUCCUGAUGGUAACCAUCCCCAUGCCCUACAGUAAGAUGUAUGUGCUGGUCCAAUACAACAAUAGCUAUGUUUCUGACAUAGCGACACUGAAGAGCAAGAAGGAAUAUGUCACUGUCAACAAAUUGAAGGCCCACACUGAUUAUACUUUCUGUGUGGCCUCCAUUCGCAACAACAGGCGUUACAACCACACUUGCCUGACCUUUGCAACCCGGAGCAAAGGCAGGGAGGACCCUAUUUCCAGUACUUCCACCACCACCCACUAUAUCAUGACCACGCUGGGUUGCCUCUUUGGGAUGGUCAUUGUCCUGGGGGUGGUGUACUACUGCCUACGGAAGCGAAGGAUGCAGGAGGAGAAACAGAAGUCCCUCAAUGUCAAAAAGACCAUCCUGGAAAUGCGUUAUGGAUCAGAUAUUGAUACAAGUACUAUGGUCCAUCCUUCCCAGAAGCUGGGUGAACCACCAGUCAUCCCUGUCUCACGGAUGUCCUCCAUCCCUUCCAUGAUCGGGGAGAAGUUGCCCCCAUCAAAGUCAAUGGAUGCUGGGAUGGAGACUCCUAAAGUCACCACUAAAGGCAACUACAUUGAGGUGAGGACUGGUGGUGGGGAUGGGCUGGAACGAGCCCAGCGGGAUGAGGACCUGAGGGAGCUUGACAAUGGGCAAGGGUCAGCUGCUGAGAUCUCUACUAUAGCCAAGGAGGUAGACAAGGUCAACCAGAUCAUCAACAACUGCAUUGAUGCCCUCAAGCUGGACACGGCCUCCUUCUUGGGUGGUGGAACUGGCGUUGACUCAGACAUGGCCUUUGAGUGCCAGUCCAUCCCAGCCAGUUCCUCCGGUGGGCUAGAGCGGCCCAGCUUUCUUUCCCCACCCUACAAGGAAAGCUCCCAUCACCCUUUGCAGCGCCAGCUCAGUGCUGAUGCUGCUGUGGCCAGAAAGACCUGCAGUGUCUCCUCUAGUGGCUCCAUCAAGAGCGCCAAGGUCUUCAGCUUGGAUGUGCCUGACCACCCACCACUCAGCAAGUCUGACUCCAAAUACAUUGAGAAGGGCAGUCCACUCAACAGCCCUUUGGAUCGUCUUCCCUUGGUGUCCCCGGGCGCCAUCCACCACUUGGAGGUCAAGCCUUCUUACCAUUGCAGUGAGCACCGUCACUCCUUCCCGGCCCUGUACUAUGAGGAAAGUGCUGACACCUUGAGCCAGCGGGUGUCAUUCCUCAAGCCACUCUCCCGGUCCAAGCGAGACUCCACGUACUCCCAGCUCUCCCCCAGACACUACUUCUCAGGCUACUCCUCCAGCCCUGAGUACUCAUCAGAGAGCACCCACAAGAUCUGGGAGCGAUUCCGGCCUUACAAGAAGCACCACAGGGAGGAGGUUUACAUGGCGGCUGGGCAUGCCCUGAGGAAGAAAGUUCAGUUUGCCAAGGAUGAGGAUCUGCAUGACAUCCUGGAUUACUGGAAAGGAGUCUCUGCUCAGCAGAAGCUGUGACUCUCCUCUCUUUCCAAGGAAACAAUACAAAACAAGACACCCCCUUCCCCAACAACCAGAAAAAAAAAAUAUGCCACUUGACUGUGAAAAAUAAACCAACAACAAAAUACUCCCGACAAAUACAAAACUGACAAAAUCGUUUCUUAAAGUUUACAACAACAACAGAAAACUCUCUCACACACAGACACACACAGACACACAGACACACACACACGCCGAAUUGUCUCUACUGUGUUAUGGGGACCAUUGUUCUGCCUGCAGAUGGUUGGGAGGAGCCUCCUGCUCUGACACUGUGGUAACAACACUGGAGUGUGGGUGGGUGGGAAUGGCCUGGGAGGGGGUGGCAAUGGUGGCAGGGGAAGGGCAGGGAUGGACACUCACUGGGCAUGAACCUCAGCUGUGAACUAUUGCUCUUUCUGUUCCUGUUGCGGGCUGAUUUUUCUUUGCAGGGGGAAGGGGAGGACUUCAGUUUAGAAGGCUUCUCUGCCCACCUGAUACACCUACUUUUGAAAAUCUUCCAUCAUUAUUUUUGUUCCCUAUUUACUUUGCCAGUGGAGGCUUUUCUUUCUCUCCAGUACACUUUUGAGAUAUGUGGGAUUUGUUGGAAGAAGUUAUCUCACUUCUUUUCCUUUUCCUCUUCCCUACCCUUCUCUGUUAGGAUUCCCUAGGCUUGCACUUUCUGUCUGGAUGCUUCGCAAACCUCCAUCCUCCUUGGAGGAAGGAGAGGAGGUGCAAAGGACUGAAGGGAGGUAGGGCUUGCCACACUACAGGCUCUGUGCCCUUGCUGCUCUUCCUCCUUCCCUUCUCCUGCCAUGUCGUUGCUGAUGAACACCAGCAAUUCUGGAGUGAUAGGCAUUCUCCAGGCCUGUUCCGAGCCUGUUUUCUGCCAGUUGGUGGGGUGUAUGAAUAUGGUCUUUGGCAUGGCAAACUAGGUCCUCAAGGAGUGGUGGAGGAAAAGGCAGGAAGGUACUGUCUCUCAGUGGUGUAAAAUGUUCCCACCUCUCCAUGGGUGUCACAGGUCAGAGGUCCUCCCCAUCAUACACAUCUAUGCUCAGGCUGCCCUGGUCCAGGGGGUUUGGUAUGCUCUGUUCAUGUUUCCCUUACUACAAGGAAGGGACGCAGAGAGGAACUGAGGAGAACAAGUUCUACACAAAGCUUCUGCAGCUCUUCCCAACUGACUUGCACAGUGGAAUGUGGGGUGGAUGGGUGUGCAUGAGAAGAGCAUCACUCAUCUUCCUCACUUGCAGGUGGAUAUAAAGAAUAGGAUUUCAGUCCCUCACUUCACUCGGUUGACAGAAAAGCCACCAAGUGGCUUCCUCUUGCACAGGCCGUGGACACUCUGGCAUGGAUAGGAGACAGCCUAGGGUGAAGGCAGGAGCACAGGAAACAAAAGGGAUGUGAGAAUGGGGCCUGGGAGUACCCCAAGAGGGAUGGCUCCAGGAGAAGCUCCCUUUGUGUGUGCAGCCACACUGUGUCCACUGGGAUAGAAGAGGAUACCAGCCUCUGGAUGGCAGUGCUCCUUGGAAUUCUUAGAGGUCCUCAUGAGAGUCAGAGCAACUUGUCACCUCCUGAAUCUUCCACCUGCUCACAGCCAUGACAAACUUUUCUUAGGGAUCCUUUAAUAUCUUGGCAAAAACCUGGUUUCACUUGUUAGGUCCCAACCUCUGUCCCUUGGGUAGAAGAUCUGCCACAGAUUUGGGAAUGAGCCUACCACCCUCUCCACUUUAUCCCAUUUCUGAGCAGCUCAACAAAGCACAAUCUUGGCACUGUUUUCCCCAAAGUUUUCUUGUCAGGCAGGGGUGCUGCCUGCUGAGUGCAUCUUUAUGCAGCACAGUGGGCCUCCUCUCCAUGAGCUGCACACCCAAAUUCUUGACAAUCGUUCACCUCUAUCAGGAUGAGGGUGAGGGCCUGUGUUGUGCUGGCCUUUCCUAAGUGGCACUCCUCAGAAGCCCUAGUGUUUUUGGAGAAGGAUGAGGGUGUAGGAGUUUCUCUGGGAGGGAUUUAUGUGCUGCCUGCAGAGAACCUGCCUGUUAUCUGUCAGGUAGUAGCACUGCCAGCUGAGAGCUGGUUCAUAUGCCACAGGUGACAUGACUUCGUCUCCUGCAUGUUCUGUAGGUGAAGAGCAGCGGUAGGCAGAGCCUAGUAUGUGAAAACCAGAAGGGGAAUCCCCAAAAUCUAAAUUUGUGAAGAUCUGUGGGGUUCCUUCCCUGUAAGGAUGAUGAAGGUAACAAUCCUAAGCCAGGUCCUGAUGCCAUUGCCUCAGCCUCCUUCACUGUCAGCUUGCUUCCCCACAGUCUAGGCAUUGUUUUACUUUGAGUCCGGAAGUAUUCAUGGGACAGACUCCCAUGUAAGAGCCAGUCCAACCCAGAGGAAGGGGUGUGUGUGCGCACACGUGUGUGUGUGCAUCUGUAUAUGUGCAGGAGGAUGAAGGGAAGUCACAUCACUGCUGCCAGGUGUCCCUCCAUGUUGGGACAAUGCAGCAAAUCAAGACAGGUAAAUGCUGUGAGAGAUGCUUAGGCACAUCAGAGACCUCUCCAGCUACCACAUGGAGAAGGCCUAGUGGUCUUCCAGCGUGGCAACCAUCCAACCAGGAAAGACUAAUGGCUGGGGCACAGAACUGGACAGGAGAAGAGGGAUGACAGGCAUGGGGGGAUGGAGUCAUGUUCCUCUCCCCACCUCCACCUCUUCCCUCCCUGUGCUUCUCUGCUGUAUGGUCUUGCAAUCAGUUCCACUCAGUCUAUAAUUUUUUUGGGAGAGUUAACUUCUAAUGGUUUCUACUCCCUCCCCCCAUGGCCCCAACAAGGCAGAAAUGAAAGGCCCUUCUUUUGCCUGUGGUGGGAGUAAGGCUGGGUAGGAGGGACAAGCCAUUUCUCUCCCAACUGUAGCCCCCCACUCCAAACCAGUGGGUGAAGUUUGCACAAGAUGGACUGUUCUGUGGGAGGAAGAGGGCAAGGAAAGGGAACAAAGUGUCCCACCUUCCUUCCUCCUCCUUUCUUCCUUGUCCUGCUCCCUCUCCAGGGACAAGGGCUCACAAAGUGAUGCCAGCCCUGUUGGAGGAAAGCAGAUUUAACGUUCUAUUUGCAUGAUGAUUUUACUGUAUUUUUCUGAGCAAACACCUGUUGUGUAUGUGCCAGUUUGUUGGAAUUUAACCUCCUUCCCCAAAGUCUCUCCCAUCCUUGUUCCUGUUUUCCCUGUUCCUUCAUUCAUCCCUGAUGUGAUUUUAUGACAGAUUCCUACUGGUUUGGGAGGGAACACACCCCAAAGAGAACCCAACCCAAUCAGCCCCAUAAAAAACAUUCCUUCUUCUUUCCAGUGUCUCCCUCCGCUUGCCCCAAAUGUGGUCUCUCAGCUGCUUUUCAGGGUUGUGUAUGUGAAGGGGGAUGUGUUACAUACCAAAGGCCUGCUCUUUCUAGUGGUCAUCAUUUCUCCUAAUUAUUUUGAAACAGGAGUGAGGCCCAUCAAGAUAGCUCUUGUAGGAGAAAUGGUCACUACCAUCCCCAUGCUCUUUCCCCAAAUCUACAAGCAAGGCAGUUCUUGGGGGAACAAGGAGUGCUUCAGCUACAGGGAAACCUCUGAUACAAAGAAAGCUUGAUGUGGAGCUGGUUGCAAUCACUAGAAGACCACCCACCACCUUCCUCUCAUUGAUUGCAGGGAGUUCUGGAUUAGGUCUGUCGUACCCCUCCUCUCCUGUGGGUGGCUCUGGCAGAGGGCAGGUCAAGAUAGAACCUUUAAGGUCUCUGUGGUCAGAAAAAGCAUGGAGAGACUGCUUGAAGUUUCUAAGCUUCCUAUGGCUUGGCUUCGGCAAGAGUCCCUCACACCUGCCUUCUUCCAGGGCAAAGCGGAUCCAUGGAGCAGAACCUGUACCAGCCCCUUUCGUACUUUAUUUUUGGGUUGGUGACUCUUGGCAGAGAAAACAGGGGUUUAGUUCACCUCAUUGAAUGGCGUGGAAGGUGAGGAAUGAGUUUGGGUGCUGACCUGCCCUCUCCCCCAGGAACAGGCUCAAGAGUGAAGGUGAGACCCUUGGCCUGCUGUUUCAGUGGGGCAGAGCCCAUGCUGCCCCAGCUUAUGCUGCGGUGCCACGUUCCUCUCUCCCCCUCCCCACUCUUCCAUGCUGAAUAAAUCCCUCCUGAGGCAGGUGUGAAAUAUUCAUGACUGACAAAUGAAGAUUUAUGUCGGGCUGAGGAGGCCUCUGUGUGUUUGCAAUGCUAAUCAGCCUGCCUUCUUGGAGGAGGCUCUGCCAGGCAGGCUUGGGGAAAGGAGGGGGAGAUGCAAGAGGGAAGGGGGAAAAGGAGCUGAGGAAGAGAGAGGAGAGGCAAACACAGCAGGGGUGAGGGAGGUGUGGUGGGACCAAGACUGGGGAAGCAAAGAGGUAGAGGGAGAUGGAGAGGGUGGAGAAGAGGGAUAGGCUGGAAAGACCAGGGAAGAAAAAGCCGCACUGGAAAGAAAGGGAUGGUAAAGAGAGAAAGGGAGCAGCAAGAGAAAGGUUUGAGUGCAGGGGUGGUGGCUCCCAGAGAGGAGGUGGAGAGUAAGUCAGCAGUGCCUGAAGAAAGAAGCUGGGCAGAAUUCAUGAUGAGCUGUGGCCACUCUCUGUAGGACAGAGCUCAGCGCUACAGGGCGGGCAGCUGCCACGCGGGCAGGAGCUGGACCCAGGGCCCCGAAAGCACAUUUGCCAUGCUCGCUGCUGACCAGAAAGCUCAGCUGCGUCUGGAAGGACACACAGCCUCCAGGAGCCUGGAGAACAGCCCUUCCGCCGCCACCACCUCCUUCAGCACAAGACGCACGCAAGGAGAGCCUCAUGGAGCCGCGUCCUCUUGCUGGAGGCAGCCUGCUGCUGUCCCACCAUCUGGGCAGGAGGGAGCAUCUUCAGGGUGGCUUGGUGUUGGGAUGGACACUGAGUGCCACCCUCCACUGGGCUACUGGGGAGGGGGUCAUCUCUCGUAGGGUUGGUGGAGCCUGCCCCACCUCGGCUGCCCCCUGCCCACCCUGGCUGAGGCAGGUGUUUUUGGGUUUUUCCCCAAAGAAGGGGCAGAGGGGAGCAUCUGUGGCCUCCCCUGUACACACGCACGCACUCCCGCACCCAGUCCCUCCAGCCGCUUUGGCCUUGUACUGUGAGGGGCGUCCUCGGUCUGCCUCCCCCCCGACUUCCCCUGCCACGCGCCGUGGGGAGACCUCUCUGCGUGCUGUCCCACCAGGGGACAGCCCUGUGUCCCACCCCUCCAGCCCUGUGGAGGGCUGCCCCAACCCGUCCCCCCAUCCCCAGGUGGAGAGAGGGCAAUCUCCGCCCGGCUUCUCCUUCUCCUCUCCUCCAUGCCCCACCAGGAGGUAAAUCACCCCUUCUCCCCCCUUACGGUCCCCUCUCCCUCUGCCCCAUCCUCGCGCAUUUGGCUUGGCCUUUGCCUCCCCCAUAACUACCACCGCCACUGUGAGGCCUUGCUCUUGGGUGGCCUGACCCCCCCACCGCCUGCUCUUCACCUUCCCCAGGAGGAGAGGAAGAGGCCAGGCUGGGUCAGGUUAGACCUUCCAGGGCUGGUACGGCUGGUCCCUCCACAAGCACAGCACCUGGGGCGAGGGGGUGGGAAGGGGCAGGCAGCUGCCGGGCACAGAGCCGGGGGUAUCAGCCCUUGAAUGUAAGGAAGGGCCUGGGAGGCAGCUGCUGGGACUGGCUCCUUGUGGCCUCUUUGGUGUUCCUCCUUCCGUAACAACCCUGUGACCCCCCCUGGUUGUGUAUGGACAAAUUUCAGUUGGAGCUAUGUUCUUUUCUUUUCUUCUUCCUCUUUUUUUUUUUUUCUUCUUUUUUUCUUCCUUUUCUUCUUUCAUAUUUUUAUUUCUUUCUACUUUCUUUCUUUCUUUUUUUUCUCUCUUUCUUUCUUCCUUUUCUUUUCCUGUUUUAAAACUGAAUGGCACGAAAUCGUUUUUCCUCAACUCGGAGAUUCCUGUAUGGAGAAAAUCAAUUUCUAUAUUUGCAAUAAAUUUCUUAUUUAAAAAAAAAACAAAACAACAAAAAAAACCCAAAAAACAACAAACAAAAAAUAUGAAAA